Aphanomyces astaci is the source of this 2321-nucleotide messenger RNA. RefSeq lists its product as hypothetical. The transcript has a single exon. Gene Ontology annotation, molecular function: protein dimerization activity; chloride channel activity. The coding region runs from base 25 to 2253 and encodes 742 amino acids. The record is from RefSeq and is a predicted model, not a curated record. NCBI's taxonomy places the organism in Eukaryota, Oomycota, Saprolegniomycetes, Saprolegniales, Verrucalvaceae. Gene Ontology annotation, biological process: chloride transmembrane transport.
UUUUCGAUUGUCCUGAGGUUGAGCAUGUCGGUCAAGCAGAAGCUCGCGUACCAGAAGGAGAAGAUCUUCGCGAACCGCGAUUACGGCUCCAUGCGACUUGACAUCAACGACCCGAGCGUGCAUUGGGAUUACACCAUCGCGUUCAAGACGACCAAUGCCGAAGGGAAGCAACCUCCGAUCUCCAUGGAAGACAUCCUCCGGCGCUUGCACGCCCAAGGGUUGCAGUUCCGCUUGUACUACUCGUCUACCCGCGACAUUGUUUUCUGCGAAAUCCGUUGCCACUAUCAGCGCUUGAAGAUCGAAGCCGAUCGCAUCGACAUGCCCGUGUUGCUGGAACCGUCGGAAUUGCAAGCGACGGCCGAGCGUGGUUUCGAGGACUUGGGCAUCAACCCGUUCCCCAUCUCGGACGUGAAGAAGAUCUACGACUUUGCACCGUACGAAUACAUCCACGCGUCGUUCGAAGACGACGACGACAAGCAGUACUUGUUUGCCAAGCGCAACUUGGACGGGACGGUUUUUUCCCCUGUGAAGCGCAUGAAAUUGAUUGAAAGCAUCAUCAUCUCCAAGGAGUGCUGCGACUUGGACUUGGACAAGUUGAUCUUGAACGGAUCGAUUUUGGCGUGCUAUCCUCUGCAUAACGACGAAGAAGUGAAAAUCCUCGCACGCGACUGGAUUCCCGCCUUCCGCAUGCCGUGGAAUCAACCCUUCGACAACAUCCGCGAAUAUUUUGGGGAACGCAUCGCAUUCUACUUUGUGUACUUGGGCCACUACACGACAUUUAUGUUGUACGCCGCGAUCUUCGGCGUGCUUGUGUUUACCGCACAACUGUUUAUCAAGGACACCCGCACGACGCUUGCUUCGGGAGAAGUGCUCGUCGUGUCGCACAUCCCGUACUUGGUCCCUGCGUUUGGUUUGUUCAUGUGCAUAUGGUCCACCUUAUUUUUGGAAACGUGGAAGCGCGAACAAAACGUGUGGGCGAUGAAGUGGGGCAUGUCCGACCUGGCCGACGACGAGAACACUCGUCCUCAGUUCACUGGCGAGCCCUUCGCGAGCCCCAUCAACGGCGUCACAUCCCUCUACUUCCCCCCCACGAAGAAGUACACGCGCGUGGCCAUGUCUUGGAGCGUGCUGCUCUUGUUGAUCUCGAUUGUGUUCCUCUUGGUCGGGGGUAUUUUCCGCCUGCGGUACGUCUGGACGCACGACGCCGCGUUGAAGCUGCCUGGCGUGUUGUCGCACAUCCCCGUGGGGUCGGUCUUGGCGUCAGUGGCGAACGUGGUUCAAAUCACGAUCAUGGGCAAGAUCUACUACAAGACGUUUUACUCGUUCAACGAGUACGAGAACCACGAGACCGACUCGCAGUACGAAGCGUCGCUCGUGGUCAAGACGUUCGUGUUCAACUUCGUCAACAACUUUGCCGCGUUGUUCUACACAGCGUUCUUGAAGGAGUCCUUCGAAGGCGAGUGCAAGGACAGCGACUGCCUCGGCGAACUCGCGUACUGCUUGGCCCUUGUGUUUGGCAUCCAACUGGUCGUGGGCAACGUGCGUGAGAUUCUGCUUCCCCGCAUCUUUGCAUGGUUGAACAAGCGCAGCAUCGUCAAGGGUCACGCCGUGACUGAAGCCCUCUCGGACGCGGAAAAGCAGUUUUAUCUCUCGACGUACGAAUGGAGCGGCACGUUCGACGACUACACGGAGAUGAUCACCCAAUUCGGGUACUGCUCGUUGUUCGUGGUGUCAUUUCCGCUCACGCCCGUGUUGGCGUUGGUCAACAACUACAUUGAAAUCCGCGUCGACGGGUUCCGCCUCUUGUUUGAGAACCGCCGGUCGCGUCCUCGCAGCGCCGGUAGCAUCGGCAUGUGGCUUCAAAUCGUCGAGUGGUGCACCACCAUCGCCAUCUUCACCAACGCGUACGUGGUCGUGUGGACGUCCAACACGUUCGAUUUCCUCAAGGACACGGCCCUGUUCACAGACCCUGACGUCCUCGACGAGUACGCCAAGGCACAGCAGGCCAUUGCCAUCGACGAGUACGCCAAGGUGCAAAAGCUCAUUGCGUUCGUCACGUUUGUCGCCGUCAUGAUGGUCAUCCGAUUCUUCCUCUCCCAAGUCAUCCCGGACGUACCGGCGUCCGUGUCGGCCCAGCUCAAGCGCCAGCAGUUUUUCAACAACAAGGCCAUCUUCCGCUUGCCCGACGACGUCGUGAGCAAGUUCGUGGCCAACAAGGAGGACACGUUCGACAUGACUAUUAACGACAACUAAACACCCACGCAUUGCUGUCACGAUGUAAAUAAUACUAAGUCAAUAUGUGGACUGAUUAUUAUUGUGGA